UUUUCUUACAGAACUGAAGUAGGAUCCCAAUUAGCAAAUAAGCUAGGGUGGAAAUUCUACGAUGCAGAUGAUUACCAUCCACAAAGCAAUAAACUGAAGAUGGGAAAAGGGAUCCCAUUAACUGAUCAGGACAGACAUCCUUGGCUCUGUGAGUUGCAUAACCUGAUAAUGAGUGAUGAAGCCCACGGUCAGCAUGUGGUGUUAGCAUGCUCUGCACUGAAGAAAGCCUACAGGGAAACGCUGGCUACUGGGACAAAAUUAUGUACAUCUGACAGAAAGCAGCAAGAAAACCUUGAUCCAGAUAUAUUUUUCAUCCACUUACAAGGUUCAUGGAAAGUGAUCUCUGAGAGGAUUCAGAGAAGAACAGGACAUUUCAUGCCAGUAGAAUUGUUAGCAUCACAGUUUGACACGCUGGAUUCUCCAGCAGCACCUGAACGUUUCAUGUCCGUAAAUGCAGAGAAGGACAUUUCACAAAUAGUUUUAGAAAUAAAAGGUGUGUUAGAGGGUAAGAUGUAA
Molecule: messenger RNA, 516 nt
Organism: Staurois parvus
Lineage: Eukaryota; Metazoa; Chordata; Amphibia; Anura; Ranidae
Source: the annotation of a GenBank genome assembly